AGCUGUCAGCCUACAACGCCGCCCGCGCCCCGCGGCUCCGCAGAACUAGAUGUUGAUUGGCUGCGUUGUCGAGGGGGGAGGCUGAGGGAUGAGCACCGAGGCGCCACCAUCUCCCUGCGGCCCGGCUCACACGCACUCGCUCGGGUGUUUCCGUACCCCCCUCUCGGGUGUUUCCGGCCGCCCCGCUCCGGCCGCGCUCGGGUGUUUCCGGCCGCCCGCCGAGCCGUGUCCAUGUCGGACGCGCUCUCCGCCGCCGCCCGCUCCCGCUCCGAGCCCCCGGGCGGCAGCGCCGCGCCCCGCGGUCCCGCAGAAAAUGAAGACUCAGCCCAAAAGACAGAGCCUGAAGAUGAGCUAGUUGAUUUUUUGGAGUCCAGUACUUCACAGAGCAGGUCACAGUCUGGGGUGCACCUGGGUGUGAGCACAACAGAGGAUUCGAAGGAAGAAGUUGGCACUCCAGAGGACCAAAAAGUGGCUGAACUAGAAGAGAAGCUGCCUGACCAAAUCCAGUCCUUCAGAAAGGGAGCUGUUGUUCGAGUAACCAACUACCAUGUACCUCAGGGAGUAGGGGAUAUAGUCAUGAUUCAGUCAGAUCACACUGGUGCGGUGGAUAUCCUUUCUGCUGAGCUGGAGACUGCAGACCUCCUUGGGGAGCAGAGGAAAGCUCAACCUCCCCCUCUGGCUGCACCCACUAUGUGGACCACUGAAAAGAUGAAGGAAUUCAAAGCCAAGAUGGGAAAGGAGAAGAAUGGCCGGAUGGUGGUGAAGCGAGGCGAGGUGGUGACAGUCCGUGUGCCAACUCAUCCUGAUGGGAAAUGCAUUUGCUGGGAGUUUGCCACGGAUGACUAUGACAUUGGGUUUGGAGUCUAUUUUGACUGGACCACAGUUACUAGCACUGCCAUUACUGUUCAGGUCAGUGAAUCCAGUGAUGAGGAGGAUGAAGAGGAGGAUGAGGAAAUUGAAGGACUGUCCCCUGUAGGUGAUGUGGAAAGGGGCUCCAAAAGCUACCUGCGGAGCCGCUAUGGAGAGAUCAUGCCGGUGUAUCGGAGGAACAGCCAUCGGGAGGUACAGGCGGGCAGCCAUGAGUACCCGGGCGAGGGCAUCUACCUGCUGAAAUUUGAUAACUCGUACUCUCUGCUCCGUAAUAAGACUUUGUUCUUUCAUGUCUAUUACACUAGCUGAAGAAGAGGGAAGGGGCAGGGAUGGCAGGCAGGURAUGGUGAGCGUAGCAGGCUGCCACCCUGCCCUGGUACCGCCCGAUGGGCACUGCUGUGUGACACAACCAAGGCACAAUUCURCCAGCUCUUCUUUGGACAUGAACUGGUUUCUCCUCACCCCUUCUUCCCCACUGUCCAUGGGGAGAAAGGUAGUUGUGACUGCCUGGUUGUUCCCAGGCAGCUGCUUUUUCUGUAAAACUUUGGGAGGUCUGCUCCAUGCAGGCACUGGGCAUGGCCUUCGUGUCACAGCUGGCAAUUGCUCAGAAGUCAUGCUCAGCUGGUUGUGAUUCUGAUCUAUUGUGCUGGUACAAAAUGAAGUGAAAAUAAUCUGUUACUAUUUUGUGAAUAACUUUUCCAACUCUCCUGCUGCCUCUGCAUCACUAGAGGGCAGCUGUCAGCUGCAGUGAUCCAGAAGCACAGCUGGCUUGUCACUUAGCCGGGGUAACCCCAUCACCUACCAUCACUGCAGUCACCAGCAGUCCGUGCUGCAGGGGCGUGGCAGUGCUACAACAGGUGAGCCCCAAAUGGCAGUCACAGCUCAUGUUUGAACUGGGGCUGGGAGCAUAGGAUGCACACCUCAUAGUCCAUAGAAGGCUUUCCUACAGAAUUGGAUAUUACAUCUUGAUUGUAGGUAUAUGUAGAUGAUUAAAACUUCAGUGAUUAGCAAAAGUUUUUUCUGUAAUCCAGAUCUGAAGCAGAAGACAUUACUUACUGCUAUGCUGAAUGAAUACAAAAUGGUUGGAAUACAACCAAUAAAUAUACAGGAAAUGCUUCUUAGURGUAGCAUGUUGGUUCACUGGUAUUGCAACCAUAUGUAGCAAGGAAAAGGCUCCCAGAGAAAUGUAGUUUGUCAGCUGCUGUGGCUGUUGCAAAGGUGUUGUUACAAAGYUCCUUGGCAUAUUUUGGUGACUAGUGAUGGUAUUAGUUAAAGUCUUCUGCUUAAGUAGUGGCUGAGUUAAACAAGGAGAAGUUAAUCCAUCCGAGAUGAAUUUUAAAACAUGUUUAUUUGUAACUGUUGUUUAUUUUAAUACUUUUAACUUGAAAUCAUUCUCUUUUCUAAGAAUACUGCUGUAUUUACACUUUGAUACCUCUUUGCAGAGACACAAAAUUACUUUCCAUGGUGAUACUAGAAAAGUUCUGAGUUUUAUUUUUUAAUUGUCCAGGUAAAGCACCUCUASUUGGUCCAUUCCUUCUCUUGAGAGGAAAUAAUGGACAAAAUUAUUUGGGGUAGUUAAAGCCAAAGAUUUUGCUCUCAUAGGAGGGCUGCAUAUUUCCUGUUAAGGGAAUAUUGUAAUGCUGUGCAAUUUGCUCCAUAUAUUAAAGUUUUUACUUUUAAGUAUCUCUGCUUACUGAUUCACUUCCCCAGUGCACUUAGGAAGUCAAGGUGGUAAGAGGGGGAGUAGUCAGUCUACAGUCUAUAUUGCUGAUGGAGACACACACUUCUAACAGAGAAGCAGUAGUAUGUUUGCUGCUAUAAAACAGCAAUUUAACAACAUUUGAUAGUUGGUGUGUUGUGUAUAGACUGGGGAAUGAGAGGCUGGAGAACAGUGCUGCAUAAAGGGAGCUGUGGGUCCUGGUUGAUGGCAAGCUGAAUGUAAGUCAGCAGUGCCACAGCAGCCAGGAGGGCCAACCCUGUCCCAGGGUGCAGCAGACACAGCAUCACCAGCCGGGCCGGGGAGGGGAUUGUCCCACUCUGCUCUGACCUGGGGCAGCCUCACCUUAAAUAUYGUCAGCACUUUUGGGUGCCAUAAUGUAAAGCUAUGRAGCCAUUAGAGAGCGUCCAAAUGAGGGCCAUGAGAAGGGUGAAGGGCCUGGAGGGAAAGCUGUGUGAGGAGUGGCUGAGGUCAUUUGGUCUGUUCAGCCUGGAGAAGAAGAGACUGAGGGGAACCCUCAUUGCAGUUACAACUUCCUUGUGAGGGGAAGUGGAGGGGCAGGUACUGAUCUCGUGAAUCUUAUGACCAGUGACAGGACUUGAGGAAAUGGCAUGAAGCUGAGUCAGGGGAGGUUUAGGUUGGAUAUCAGGAAAAGGUUCUUCACCCAGAGGGUGGCUGGGCACUGAAACAGGCUCCUCAGGGAAGUGGUCACAGCCCCAAACCUGACGGAGUUCAAGGAGUGUUAAGAUAACACUCUCAGGCACAUGGUGUGAUUCUUGGGGUGUCCUGUGCAGGGCCAGGAGCUGGACUCAAUACAUGAUGGGUCCCUUCCACCUCAUCAUACUCUAUGAUUCCAUGAACCUUUUUUACCGAGUUACUGGAAAAUACCUUAAAAAUUAUUUAUGAUCACACACAAAACACCAUGGGCCAAUGCCAGAAGAAAGGCUGCACAUAAAAUACAGCARUUGGUCAUGUCCCAGAGCAAUAAGAUUAGCCACAUAUAUGUGUGCUCAAUACUGCCAGGGUUCUUCAGUCUGUUCCAUAGGCUCUGGGAAGACUUGAUGAAGACCUGAAACUCAGUGGUGAAGCUCUGCAGGACUGUUAGAGGAAAUAAAAAAUAGCAGUUACAUUUUCUUGGAGGUCUCGUUGGGUUGUUCCUUAUAUUAUCUCUUGUGUUGUUAAUUUGGAAAAAAUACUUUUGUUCAUCACUCAGUGCUUGUCAUGGAAAUGUUUUUGUAAAAGUGGGUACAAGCUUAAGUCAAUCUGUGAACUCCAAAUUGUCACAAGUUUCACUAAUUCCAUUACUUAACAGACUGCAUCAGGUGAAAUCUUACAGUAGAGGAUCAGGCUAAUAAUUUUAUUCAAACAGAUAAGAUAGAAAGUAAAGGUGCCAAUGACAGGAAAACGGCAAGGUUAUUUAGGAAAUGUUUUAACAACACAAGCCAGUCUCUGAAAAUAAGGUCACUCCUGGAAUUAACAGUGCCAAAUUGUCAGAAGAUGGGACUAUGCUUCUUUUCCACUGGGUCCUACAGUGGGUCUUAUGAGAAGGAGGAAAAAGGAUCUGGAGCCUUAAGAAUUACGGUCUCUGUCCAUSCAAUACACACUGUAAAAGCUGAUGUGAAGCAGGAAAAUCUGAGGAAGUGCAAUAAUUCACAUUCAGAYAAAAAUGUCAAAAAUUCUCAAAAAGACCCAAGCUCUUUAGGCCUCUAGACUGAGAGGAGUGUUUAAAUAACUGGUUUUAAGAAAAUGAGAUUUUUUUUCAUGGGCUGUUUUGUAAAAUAAGCAUUUCAUUAAAAGUUUAUUGAAAUUGUCAUUGCUAAUAAAAUCUGAAUUACUGAAACCUCUAGAAACACUCUAAAUACACUAACACUUUCAUUAUAUUUUACAAAAUUCAUAUUCAUACCAAUAUAGUAAAAUAAUUCCUUGUAAAGCUGAUAACCAAACCCUAGGCACUAAACAGAAGAUGGAAUAGACUUCUCAGUCUGACCACAAUGUCAGCAUUGCCUCACUGAGUGAUUGGUCCUUUGCUGUGAGAUUUGCAGAACCUUGUGUGUAUGUGGUGGUUAAUGUGUGAUGCACUAUUCGGCACCUACUCCACUUUCUAAUUAGGAUUUAUUUAUGUUGAAGGGAACUCUGACCUGUAUGGGCACGAGAUAUUCCAGAAUUACUGAUCCUCAGCUGCACAGCUUGUUGCAGGCUAGYGGGUUAUCUCCACUAAAACCUCUAUACAGUGGCCUCCCUGUUGCYAGCUUGCAGCUACUUCCCCCUUCUGUCUGGUGCUCAUAAUAAGGUUUGAAAUAUAUUUUGCCAUGUUUUAAAAAGUUAAUAAGGCCUGCCUUAGAAUCAAUUCUGAUCACUUGCUGACACAUGAAUAGUAUGUGGCAGUUUUCUUAGUUAAUGGAUUUUGUUAAGAUAAGUUGCACUGUAGAUGGCAAACCUAGUGUUCAGUUCUUGCUUUCUGAAGUGUGGACYAACUUUUAAUAAGGCUUGGGUCACUCUUUUGGAACUGUGGCCAUCUACCCGGUCUCAUUGACUUAAACCCAAAAGAAUGUGGAAUGUCAUCCCAAUGAGUAUGUGCCCAGUCUGCAAAUGCAGCAUAACCAUAGACAGGCCCACUGUCUAUGUCACACCAAGCAUUUGGUGUGUGUUGUUUUACUGCUUAAGUUUCCCAGAAAUAUCUGGUAUCUCUUAUGAACACAAGAUAAUUUUAGGAAUAUUUCAUCUGCAGGAAAGCUUCACAGUUGUACAGGAUAAUUCCUCUUUUUGUUUAUUUUCUUUAAUUCUCACCUUAUACAAGUAUAUUGUUUCUCAGGUAUUCAAAUAGCAUUCAUUAUCCAAGUGACAACUUCUUUUUGGAAGGAUACACAGUCUUUAUUAAUUUUUUGAUAAAUCAAAGAGCUUGGCUGUGUGGUUAGUGGUUAACAGCAGCCAUUCCCAUUCACUAUCAAACCCAUAGUUGUUUCAAAGAAAUAGUCUUAUUUUGCAUGUAUCUUUUUUUCAGUGUAGUUUAUAUCCUGGAUUUGUAUUCAAUCCUGCUAGCUGGCUUGGGCAGUUAUGGAACCCUUCUUAUUUAAAUAGAGAUCUUUGGAAUUAGACCUUGGGUCAAGAAAGAAAAAUGUAUUUAAAAUGCAGUUGCACUUCAGAGAGGGAAAUUAAAUCCUCAGGAAAGGAAAAUUUCUUCUUUGUUUCUGUCGAAGGAAGGUUUCAAAUAGAUUUUAUUAUGUGUUUCUUUUCUCUCUAAAUUGUGUCUAGAAAUUCAGAAAGCUAAAUCGAGGAAGAAGCUUCUUUGCAUUUUGGGUUUGCUUUUGUGAAAAAUUGUUUUCCAUUUUGUUUUGAAUAUUAUUUAGAUCUAAAUGAAAUGUACACAUUCGGUCAGAGAUGUAUGACAAUCCUAUAGCAAAGACUUGUAUAAAAAUUGCCUUGUAUAAGUGUUUAGUUAUUAUAAUGAUACUAAUCUGUUUGACAUUUUUUAUGUCAGGGAAGGUAAUAAGCUCUCCAUUGUCUUCUCUGUUUUUGUUUUUUUUUACAUAGGUGUAAUGUAGCAGCAGGAGUUUAAAAUGUAUGUGUCUUACUGAGGACAGAGAGUUAAAAUUGUUUAAAUCAAGGACCACUGGUACGCAUUACUUUCACUCAGACUCUCUGGAGGCCUGUAAUACACGUAAUCAGGAAAGGUUACUGGUGUCAGACACAGCUUCGUAGCAAAUUAAUGCUUGGGACCCACUUAAUGCAUGAACAGGUAAGAUGAGAAUGCAUCAAGAGGAAGAGCUUAGCUGCCUAACUUUGGGUGCUGAGAAAGUCAAGUUACUAUGCACCGAGUCUAGAAGGCAGCCACAUGCCUUUCUUUGUGGCUGUACCCUGUCAGAUUGUCUCCYUGCACCUGUGUGUGCAUGUAACCUCCAUCUAUCUAUGGCCUGCACUGAGUCAGUUAUUGUGGUGCUGGACCUGGUGAGGUGGGUUUGAGGUAAACCUUGUUACAGGUCUAGUUGCUGAAAGAUUUUGUCGUGCUUGUGGGGAAUUAGGGUAGAAAAUGAAUCCCUAAAUGAGUUCAUUUUCAUCCCCAAUGCUUUUACUCUUUCUUCUUGUCUCACUACCCCUACUAAAGCCACUCUGCAGAGGAUUURUCACGAGGUGCCUUAGGAACAAAGAGCAUGUUUUUAAUAAGAACCAUAGGUGUCAUUAAUACAGGAGAUUCUUCUUACUUCUCUGCCCAUUUGAGUAGGGGAUGGUACUUGCUAAGGUCAGGCAGGGAGAGCCCAUAUACGCUGUUCUUGGAUAUAUAAUCUGUUCAUAGACCACCUUGUUGCUGUAACAUUACUACCAACAGUAUUUGAGUUUCCUGGUGCCGUAUGUUCUUUGCCUUUAUAUGCUGCUGUCAGAUAUCURCAAACACCAGAGGACUACUCCUUUUGAUAUGCUGACACUUAAACCCAAGGACCAGAGGAACACUAGAUAGACAUAGAAGAGUGUUUCUUACAGCCAUUCAUAAAUUUCUCUUAAAAAAGUGUCGAAAUCCAGAGUUGUGAGUGGUGUGYACUUAUGCAUAUUGAGGCUGGAUGAGAGACCAAAUCAACAACUUUUUUUUUUUUUUGUUUGGAUUGUUUUUAUUUCUACAAGUGUGAAAGAAAAGACUGUUUCUCCUUUUCUCAUAACUGGGAGAAUGUUGGAUGUGAUAAUGUCAUGUAGAUGAAUGAGAACUUUACAACUGGCAGAAGGAAAAACUGGGAACUGAUUGUGUUAAAUACAUUGCUAAUUAGACYGUGAAAGAAGCCAGGAGUUUAGCAGGAGUCAAAGUGCUAAGGCAUUUAUUUAAAUAAGUUGAUUUGCAGUAAAUACCAACUAAACAAAAUUUCAGAAGGURCAUAAACCAGCAGAGUUCAAAUGUAUAUUGCAAGGAGGAGAGUUUUUUGUGGGGAUAUUCCACAUUUGUCUSAAGAAAUUCUCUGGCUACUUAUUCUGAAACUGUGGUGCUGUUGCAGCUGAAGGUGUAUCAGGCCAGGUGGAUGGCAGAUCUGAGUCCCCUUGGCUUUUCUAGGUUCUAGUCUGGAUUUUACAUGUUGCUUUCUCAGAAUCAUCAUACAUUAAAUGUAGCCUUUAUUGGGAAGGGAGACAGGAAGAAUUUUCUGAUCCAUCAGUGAGGGUUAGCUGUUUUAAACCUGUCUGGACUGGUGAGUCAAAUCCCUUGGGCAAGAAGCAGGAUGCCAGCCACAAAGCUCAGAGCUAAGGAGGCCUUGCCAAGUAAUGACCUUGACAUUUAGGAGCUGUGUUUGGAAAUUCUAAAUAGCUGGAGAUGGUCUCCCUGCAACCUCCAGGAUGCCCUGAUGACUGCUCUCCUCUCUUCAGAGGGAAGCAGGCUGCUUUCCACUCACAGCUCCAAGCAUUAGCACAGGCUUUCGAUUGAGAGCAUCGUGUCAUACCUUUUUCAGACCUAUGUUCUUGUGAACUAUGAUGGUUGUCUGUCAGUCCUUAUCUAUGUGAUGUGAAUAUUUUUGAUGUCCUGUGAUUUCAAAAGUGAGUUCUCAGCGCCAACUGUUUGCUUUUCAUGUGCUCCCAAGAGGUGAGUUUUAAAUGGAGAAGAGGAUAUUUUAACAAAAUGUGGCACUGGACUCUUUUUGAAGGACACAUAUAUGAAGGCUAUAUUUAUAGUGUACUUGCAUUCCUUCUACACUUGGUUUGUAUUGUUUAUAUUUGAUGUGUUGUGAUUGAUUUGUAAUAAUAUAUUGGAACCAUUUAAAUAAACUUUUCACUA
Molecule: messenger RNA, 8333 nt
Organism: Malurus melanocephalus (red-backed fairy wren)
Lineage: Eukaryota; Metazoa; Chordata; Aves; Passeriformes; Maluridae
Gene: TMED8
Product: transmembrane p24 trafficking protein family member 8
Exons: 6
Coding region: 232-1179 (315 amino acids)
Source: RefSeq, a predicted model, not a curated record